Messenger RNA from Culex quinquefasciatus (southern house mosquito), 1479 nucleotides. RefSeq lists its product as uncharacterized. The record is from RefSeq and is a predicted model, not a curated record. Lineage: Eukaryota; Metazoa; Arthropoda; Insecta; Diptera; Culicidae. The transcript has 4 exons. The coding region runs from base 46 to 1464 and encodes 472 amino acids.
UGAGGUGAUCAAUGGUUGCUUGGAUUGGCGUUGAGUUUUUCUGAAAUGAAACGCAAUUGUUUUUCGCAGGUAAUGUGCUGCAUCUUCGACCAACUGUCCGGGCCGGAACGACGCCCACUGCAUCUGGUGUGCCACGGCUGGUACCGGAUGUUGACCACGAAACACUAUCUGCUGGGGCGCCGGCUACGGUUGAACCCCGAUAACGUGGAGCUGUUCGAGAUGAACGGCGAGGAUGUGCGCAAAUUUCCGUGCGUACGCGUACGCGACGACGAAUCUAGUCCAAGAUCUGUGAACAGAAGGAACUUUCUCAGCCUACUGCGCAGGGUGGUGUUUGGGGAGGAUGUGCUUGAAAACGUGCAAGAGCUAACGCUGGAAGGAGUUCAAAGUGAUCUGCUGGCUGAGCUGUUUGGUGGUUGUUUAGUGCGAUUUCCGAAUCUGAAGGUGUUGGUUGUGAAUUGUUUCGAGUUUGAUGCGUUGCAUGAUGUGAGGAAGUGGAAUCUCUCAACAUCUCUAACAUCUCUGGAGAUUUCUGUUAGCAAACAAGAAGAAAUUCAAUUGAUUGAAGCGGUAGCAGAACAGCUGACAGUGUUGUGCAUUGAAACUACAAGAUUAAACCUACUGCUCAAGUGCUGUGAUGUUGGAAAUUUCAACAAAUUACGAACGUUAAAACUCAAGUCAGACACGUUCUUUCCAGAGCGAUUUUCUAGUCCAAAUGAUAUAAGUGAUAAUUUUAGAAAAACUUUAGCACAAAUAACUACGCUUAGCAUUGUGUUUCGUCACAACGACUUUCUACUUGGAUAUGCGCCACUUUUGCAUUAUUGUACAAAACUGGAGUCUUUAUCAAUUUUUGGAGCUGAUUUGUGUGUUGCGGCCUGUAAUGUGAUAAGACAACUGAGUUGCUUGAAGAAACUGGAGCUUCUGGUUCGCAUCGAAAAGGAUGACUAUCUGCUACCGUGGAACUUACCAAAUCUAGCAAAUCUUCACACGUAUGUUGAGAAUUUGGCACCCCUCGGAGAGGACCUACCAGCACUGGCAACGAUUCGCAUCUCAAACCACACAAUCCGCGAGGGACGAUUCAGCAAUCGACCCGUUGAGAGAUUUUAUCUCAAAAGAUACUUUAGUCACUUUGAAUCGAUUCUCAAGCUGUUUCUGUACGAUGUCUAUCUGGAGGAGGAUUUGCUGCUCCAGUUCCCAAAGAUGAAAGUUCGCGAAAUCAUACUGCGCUGCGUGCGAACGAGCUCGCUGAUCCUGGACAUCAUCUACGAGCGGGCACCGGCGAUCUUCUAUCUGCGCUUUUGGGACUGCUGCUUUCUGGUGAGCCCUCGGGCCAAAAUUCCAUCCUUCGAAGCCCUGGGCCGUCUGCUGCCGCACGUUCGCAUCUCGCAUUCCAGUAGCAAGAUCAUCGCCACCAGCAGCUCAACCGCCGCCCUGGACCACGACCUGCCGACCAUCCUCCUCAGCUGAGGGGAAAACGCAUGU